This is a messenger RNA of Pipistrellus nathusii (Nathusius's pipistrelle), 1416 nucleotides long. Lineage: Eukaryota; Metazoa; Chordata; Mammalia; Chiroptera; Vespertilionidae. The record is from the annotation of a GenBank genome assembly.
AUGAAGUCGAUCCUAGAUGGCCUUGCAGACACCACCUUCCGCACCAUCACCACGGACCUCCUCUACGUGGGCUCGAAUGACAUUCAGUACGAAGACAUCAAAGGCGACAUGGCAUCCAAAUUAGGGUACUUCCCGCAGAAAUUUCCUCUCACUUCCUUCAGGGGCAGUCCCUUCCAAGAGAAGAUGACUGCGGGAGACAGCCCUCAGCUGGUCCCAGCCGACCAGGUGAACAUGACCGAAUUUUACAACAAGUCUCUCUCCUCCUACAAGGAGAAUGACAACAUCCAGUGUGGGGAGAACUUCAUGGACAUGGAGUGCUUCAUGAUCCUGAACCCCAGCCAGCAGCUGGCCAUCGCCGUGCUGUCCCUCACGCUGGGCACCUUCACGGUUCUGGAGAACCUGCUGGUGCUGUGCGUCAUCCUGCACUCCCGCAGCCUCCGCUGCCGGCCCUCCUACCACUUCAUCGGCAGCCUGGCUGUGGCAGACCUCUUGGGCAGCGUCAUCUUCGUCUACAGCUUCGUGGACUUCCACGUGUUCCACCGCAAGGAUAGCCCCAAUGUGUUUCUGUUCAAACUGGGCGGCGUCACGGCCUCCUUCACGGCCUCGGUCGGCAGCCUGUUCCUCACGGCCAUCGACAGGUACAUCUCGAUCCACAGGCCCCUGGCCUACAAGAGGAUCGUCACCAGGCCCAAGGCCGUGGUGGCCUUCUGCCUGAUGUGGACCAUCGCCAUUGUGAUCGCCGUGCUGCCCCUCCUGGGCUGGAACUGCAAGAAGCUGCAAUCCGUUUGCUCGGACAUUUUCCCGCUCAUCGACGAGACCUACCUGAUGUUCUGGAUCGGGGUCACCAGCGUGCUGCUGCUGUUCAUCGUGUACGCCUACAUGUACAUCCUCUGGAAGGCGCACAGCCACGCGGUCCGCAUGAUCCAGCGCGGCACCCAGAAGAGCAUCAUCAUCCACACGUCGGAGGACGGCAAGGUGCAGGUGACCCGGCCGGACCAAACCCGCAUGGACAUCCGGCUGGCCAAGACCCUGGUCCUGAUCCUCGUGGUUCUGAUCAUCUGCUGGGGCCCUCUGCUUGCCAUCAUGGUGUACGAUCUCUUCGGGAAGAUGAACAAGCUGGUGAAGACGGUGUUCGCCUUCUGCAGUAUGCUCUGCCUGCUGAAUUCCACCGUGAACCCCAUCAUCUACGCCCUGAGGAGCAAGGACCUGAGGCACGCGUUCCGGAGCAUGUUCCCCUCGUGUGAAGGCACCGCGCAGCCCCUCGACAACAGCAUGGGUGACUCAGACUGCCUGCACAAGCACGCCAACAACACAGCCAGCGUCCACAGGGCCACCGAGAGCUGCAUCAAGAGCACCGUCAAGAUCGCCAAGGUGACCAUGUCUGUGUCUACCGACACGUCCGCCGAGGCUGUGUGA